GCAUUUGAAAGCGCUAUGAUAUAUUAAGUCGUUUUAAAGCAUAACAAGUCAUUAGGUAGCUUGCAAUGCUUUCGCGCUCACUAUUGGUUUCCUCAGCUCCGCCUGCACGAACCGGUGCCGCAACACCCCUUUUGCAGCACGGCAGACUCCUCGUGGUGCCUCGGGCCCGGCCUCCCUCCCGCUCAAGCUCUCCCCGUAACGGGUCCUGGCGCACCAACUGGCGUGCUGAGCUCGACAGCGAGACCAGCAGCAACAGCAACGGUAUCCACACACAUGUAGAUGCGGACUAUCGCACGCUGUACGACAGCCGUACAGCCGCUGCCACAAUCGAAGAGGAGUUUCCCAGCUAUCCCGAUCGGCACCAGCAGCAGUAUCAACAUGACCAACCCGAGGACGGGGAGUCGUACUACUGGGACAGCGAGGGCGCCCUUCGACCCGACCAGGGCAGCAACACCCAAGCUGCGGAUAACGGCGGAGGCGCAGAAGACAUGACAUCGGAAACUGCAACCGACGGCACCGGCCUCUUCACCGACGCGUUUAAGGAGGCCCUGAAGGCGGCUCUGGAGCGCAGUCCCCUGUACGGCAAUGCAUUCGGCGGGGAGGGUUCCGGAGGCGAGGAAGACGAGGAGCCGCAGCCGUACGAAAACGAGCUCGGAGCGAUAGACCGGCCCAUCUUCACGGACCAGUUCCGAGCCGCGCUGAAGGAGUCGCUGGAGCGGCAGCAAGCUGAGGCGGACCUGGCUAGUGGGUACGGCUCAGAUGAUGACUACACGCCGGUGCCGUACGUACCGCAGGCGCCUGCACGCAGGGAGAUGUCGCCUCUAGAGGAGGUCAUAGCCACAGCGCUGGGUGCAUCGCAGCUGCACCUGCGGCGACUUAACCUCAUGAAGAACGAGAUAGAGGCGGCCAUCGAGCGGGAGACAAAGCAGGUGGAGCGGCUUGCGUUUGCACUCAAGAAGGCCGAGUCUGAUGUGGCGUACUACAAGACUCUAGAGCGGAUGAAUGAGGAAAGGAAGCAUUAGCGUGGUUUUGGUUGGAGGGGUGGGACUGGCUGGCCGUUAAGUACCUACCUGCCGUACGCCUUGGCUGACUGUGCUUUAGUUAUGCACGGGGUGCUGUAGUUAUUAUAGCUGCUUUCGUCCCGGAGGAAAACUCAACAAGGCGCACGAACUGCUCGAGCAGCAAUAUGUCACAUGGGAAAUGGCACGCGCAAGGUGUGCAUCGGGCAUUAGGACUAUUACCGCGUUUCGGGCUUUAAAUUGGGGCUAUGCUACACCGGUUGCCUUCACGGUUAGUUGGUGAUCCAUGGAGUAGUUGAGUUGUGCAAGGAGCUAGGUUCUGUAGUUGUAGUGUGGUCUUAAAGCUGUAAUAUGCAUCUACGGGCGGCGUGGUUCGAGGACAUGGCAGUAGCACAACGUGCACGCUGGCCGUGGUUCAUUGGAAUGCUGGGAGAAUUCAUGCCGUUUCUGAGGAUACUAUACAGAGGGGUUUGCAUGCCAAGAUGUCAUGGAUACUGUCCUCCCAGUCGUUCGGCCUGUGGCUGUCCAGAGCAGACGAAGUCAAUUAUGUGGUAACGCGUCAAAGCACUGCUGUUACUGCCCUUACCCAGGCGCCGGGAUCAGCGUCUGGGUGCCAAUGAAGGCGAUGGAUUAGGCUAACUACGGUACCUGGCUCGAAUAAUACUCGCUGAUGCCCACGCCAGUGCAAAUAUUCACUGCGUGGGUGUAACCGCUGCGCCUGGUGGCUUCAGGGGAGCUUGUGUAGCCGUCACUAGGUC
This is a messenger RNA of Astrephomene gubernaculifera, 1777 nucleotides long. NCBI's taxonomy places the organism in Eukaryota, Viridiplantae, Chlorophyta, Chlorophyceae, Chlamydomonadales, Astrephomenaceae. The record is from the annotation of a GenBank genome assembly.